GGUACGGUUCAAUAGGGACUGCGGACCCACCGAGACUGUAAAGGUGCUGUUAGAGGCUGGCUUUCAUUUUUCCUUUUCCCCGUGUUCCCAAUGUUAACAUUUUCAACCUAGAUAUUUUUUUUGUCCUUUACACACAGAUUAUUUUCUUUUUCUUUUUCUUUUGUUUUUUUGUUUGUUUGUUUGUUUGUUUUUCCCCCGGCUCGGUUUCCAAGAGGACUCGAAGGCGCUCCUGAAAGACUUCCAGGAAUAAAUUCUCGGACGCUCAAAGACAAGAUGACAGUUGCGCGGCAGUUUUUCAUCUUCUUGUGCGCAGCCACCAUCACGGGUUUCAGCUGUGAAUCAGAUGUUCAGCUUCCUCCACCAAUGAAUGUCACGUAUAAGUGGGAUGACCCAUUUAAUGUGAAUGUGUCCUGGAAGAAGCCUGACAAUCUGCCGGACAACUGUACCAUCAAAUAUUGCAUAUGGAAGGGGGGCAAGAUGGUCUAUUAUACGCAACAAAAUUAUUACAAAGCAACGUAUUUCACGGAAGAAGAGCAAUCUGAUAACUGCAAUGUCAGCAUUCAAGCUGUUCGAGGUGAUGUCGAGACCUGCGGUGAUCGGAAGGAGAGCAAACUUGUGAGCAUAACCGUUAAAACAACAAGGCCCCAGACUAAAUUGGUGACGGACUUCAAAUGCUCACUUGAGCAUGACAGAAUGAAGUGUUCCUGGAGGCCAGCCGAUGACUCUCUCAAGCUGAAAGUGUCCUACAGGACUUCAAAGGAGAAAGAUAACAUACGAGCGUGUGCUGGGUCCAGCAGCCAUGAAGAGAAUGUUUGUUAUCUAAACAUUAGUACUUUUGAAUUUAUCUAUGUGCUUGUGGAGGCUGAAACUGGAUUGAGCACCUUAAGACCUGAAUUCGAGACACCUUUGCCAGACAUGAUUAUCACAGAAAGUGGAAGCGAACUCAUCUUGACAAUACCACAUCCGGGUCCUGCUGUUGGAAAUUGUAAUUUGAACUAUAAUAUCUGCAUCACAGAAUGCAGUAAGGUCAAACCUUGCCAGAUCUACACCGCAAACCCUCAACUGAUUCCCUAUAACAAGAACUGCGAAUACAAGAUCAAAUACAGUCUCAGGACCGAUAGCUAUUGUGUACCUGUGUAUAGUGACCCUAAAGUUGUAUUUCAUGGUAAGAACAGAACUCCUGACGAGACGCUGACUGUGGUUGCCAUUGUGGUCCCAAUUAUCCUGUCUGCCUGCGUCAUUCUGUCCUGCUACUGCUUCAGAAGGCACAGGGAGAUUAUUUGUCCCACCAUGCCUGAUCCUUCAACAAUAUUCAAGGAAAUGAUGAUGAGUGGAAACAAAGAAUCUAAGCCCGCCCCAGAGAAUCUGUAUACGCCGGUGCCAGAACCUACUGAAUACGUCACCCUUGUAACUGAAAACAGUGUCCUUCAGCAAAAUGCCUAACACGUACAUGUGCAGAGGAAUGCUUGCCGGGGGAGAUGGACGUGAAGGAACAUGUACAUAGUAACUUAACAGCAGGUUGACAACCUCUAGUUUCACUUCGCUUUUCUGGUUAAAAGUUUCAUACCUGUUGCAGGUCUGAUGUGUACUGUGUGGCACGCUAAACGUGCCGUGGACAGGAUAAGGAAAUGCAGUAAAUCUUUGGAGGUGCCUUCAAAAAAAAGCAAUGGACCCAGAAACAUGAGCGGGACUGAUAUACUCAUGCUGAGAGCUGAGGAAGAGGAAGAUGAGGGCUUUGCAUUCCUAUUGGAUGGAGUGGACCAGCAGAGGCUGUUUCAGCUGGAAACAGCUCUUGCGGUAACAGGAGCUGGAUGUCUGUUGUAACAUGUCAAAAGGGACAAAAAAAAAAUGGGAGGAAAGAAAUUCCGUCUUGGCACAGCAUGACCUCUGUUUGUACAGAUGGCAUUGUGACUGCAAUCCUGAGUUAGCUACACAAGAAACAGAGAGCAAGGUUGGCAAAAAUGCAGGCAAUUCCAUGACUGUACAGGAAGCAAAAACCUGCUUGUGUUUGUGCUGCAGCUCUCCUGAUCUACUACGUAUCAGCCCCGAACUAAAGUAAAACAGCUUGGGCUGAGACAGAGAGCAGACUGCAGGGCGAGGGAUCAUAUGUUAGGACUGGGUGACUGCUACAGCCUGCCUAUAUUUCCUUUGUUUAGCCAUUAUUGGUGCAUGUCAAAAAAAGAAAGUUCACCUUGUCAAUCUGGAUAUUCUCUUGCAUGAGCUCUGCAGGCAGACACAUAUUUUGGAUGUAGUUUUCUUACAAAGGUUAAGGUGUAUAUAUAUAUAUAUAAAGAAAAAUCUUUGAGGUGGCAUUAAGAAUUUUCCGCCUUUGUACACAACUUCCAAACUUUGUAAAAAGAGAAACUUGAUAAGAACUCUGUAAACAUCUGGGCAUAUAUUAAAGUAACUACAAACCUGGAUGCCAGACUGUUGAGUCUGUGUUGUGCUAUUUUGGCUUGGCAUUCAACAGCACACCCAAAUCUAAAUCACCUUGAGCGAUAUGCUCUUCCUUCCAAGGGAAGGGUGAAAGGGGUGUCUCUCUGUCCAGAAAAAUGCAAUCAUGGGAACAAAUGUGCAGUAUUCUUUAAGACAUACAUAAGAGAGAGAGAGAUUUAAAAUAUAUUGCUUGCUGGAUUUGUUUGGAAGAGGGGAAAAUGUCAGUGUGAAAUUUGAAUGUGAUAACAUGGAACUCACUCUGCCUUUCUCAUAGUAAUCAUUUAAAUAGAAAACAUGAGCUUUCCUUAGCAUGUAGAUGUAUUAUUUUCAGUGGGUGAGAAUUAGGCAGAAGUACCUGCAUGUUUUGUUGCUGAAAGACUCAGAGAAGAAACGCUCAUUGAAUAACCUGAGGGUAGCAAGGGUGACAGUUCAUCAGCUUGUUCUUAAAAAAACACGGGUACCCGUAUGAGCAAUGAAAGAGGAUUGCUUGGCAGAACAAUGACACUCUCGACUGAGUUAGCUUUUUUUGUGUGUGUGUUUCCUUUUUUGGCUGCUGUGAAGGAUUGGCAAACAAAAAGAAGCUUUAAAUAAACUGAUUUUGAUACAUAAAAUAUCUGAAAAAUGAAGCCAGUGCAUUGGUGUCUUCAACCUGUACUAUAUUCUAAUGGCCAGCAGGGGGGAGGACUGGUUACAAAAAGAAGUAUCUGUAGGGAAAAGGCCCUCAGCUCCCUGGGUAUGGUCCCAGUAAACACUUAACUCGUGUGUUUGUGACCUCACAUGGUAGUUUCAAGUCUUAAUGAAAAAACAUGAUGCUGAAUUCAUAAAUUAUAGUUAACUAGAGGCAAAGCAGGAUGUGCUUUAGGUCGGGCCAACCUUGUGAUUGACAUGUGGGUUCUGUGUGCAGGUUCAGAUCCAGCCCUGCUCGCCUGCUUUCAAAACACCAAGAUGACAAUGACAAAAACUAUUUUUUUUUUUUUUUAUUCAUUAACCCAUGAGUUGCAUCAGAGACUGUGGUCCAUGUUCAUUAAGUAUUUGCUCAGAUGUAUAAAAUGGCUGUAAUCCUAAAAUAUCCCCCACACCAUUGCACCACCAUGAUCCGUUGCUACAAGCCAGGAUGGAUCCAUGCUUUCAUGUUAUUUAUGUCAAACCCUCCGAUUGUUGCAGAAAUAUAGACUCAUAAGACUGGGCAACAUUUUUCCCAUUGUUCACUCUCAGUGAGCCUGUGUGAACUGCAGUCUCAUUUUCCUUUUGUAGUUUCCUGUAUUCUGAAGGCGUAGCUUCACGGGUUGCUGUAUUGUGCAUUCAGACCUUGUUUGUAACGAGUGGUUAUUUGAAUUACUGUGGCCUUCCUGUCAGCUUUGACCAAAGCAUUUUCACCCAGAGAGCUGCCACUCACUGGACAUUUUGGGUCUUUUUCAGACUGUUCUCAGUAAACUGUAGUGCAUGUGUGUGGGGGAAAUCCCAGCAGAUGAGCAGUUUCUGAAACACUCAGACCAGCUCAACUGACACCAACAACCGUAUCAUGUUGAAAGUCAAUUAAUUGAGAUUUUUUUCCCCAUUCUGAUGCUCGGUUUUGACUUCAGCGGGUCAUCAUGACCAUGACUACAUGCCUAAAUAUACAUCGAGUUGCUGCCAUGUGACUGGCUGAUUAUACGUUUGUGUUAAUGAUUUGGUGCAUUUUAUGCUGCUUGUUUCUGUUAAAUCCAAGCCUGAUAAGGCGAUCUAUACAUCCGCACUUACUACCCCAAUUCCAAAAAAAAAACACAGGAUGCUGUGUAAAAAUGUAAACAGGUCAAUGCAACAGGUCAGUAGCACAACUGGAUUUAAAAAGAGCACCUUA
Messenger RNA from Archocentrus centrarchus (flier cichlid), 4276 nucleotides. It is a transcript of the gene il13ra1, whose product is annotated as interleukin 13 receptor, alpha 1. NCBI's taxonomy places the organism in Eukaryota, Metazoa, Chordata, Actinopteri, Cichliformes, Cichlidae. Bases 274 to 1443 code for a protein of 389 amino acids. The transcript has 10 exons. The record is from RefSeq and is a predicted model, not a curated record.